AUUUGCUUCUCUCCCCUCUUGCACAACACAAGUACAACAGCCAAUUUUCGAAGCUCGGCGUUCUCUCAUGCCCCCUCACACUCACACCCACCUUCUCCAACAACCCCAACAUGUUGCUCCACAAAUCUCAAUCUCACUGUAUCCCUCUCUAAGCUUUCUUCUCUUCACUCCCAUCUCUCUCUCUCUCUCUCUCGCCCUCUCAAAUUCUCUCUAACACCCUACCCUCCCCAUCUCAAUUUUCACUUAUCAUUUAACCCCCCCCCUCCAAAAAAAUCACAGUCCUUAAACGUAGUCUAGGACAACGUUAUUGCUUUUCUAUGCUUUUGUUGUUGUCUCAGUAUUACUUUAUUUGUUGUUAUCUGUAAAGCACUAGGAAUAUAUUCUUAUUCAGUUUUGUCAUAGGUACCCAUUAGUUUUUUGGUGUUCAAUUUUGGGUUUUGGGUUUUGUUUUCUGUGUAAUUUAUGGAUAUGUUGCUUAAAUCGCCGAUUUUCAAUGCACUCACUUAUAAUUCCAGCUUAAAGUCGCUGUAUUUGGUGCCUUCCAAUAGGCAAAUGAGAAUGCCGAUGAAGAUUUUGCAGAGAAAUAAUCAGUACCCAUUUCGGUUAGCAUUGAAUUGCGUAGGUCGUUGUGGUUAUAGGAACUAUAUCAAUUCUAGACACCGAGAAAAAGAAACUGACUUGUUUGUUGGUAGAGCUGGUUUGGAAUUUGUAGGUAAAGAUAGUGAGAGUUUGAGCGAUGAAAAUGCGGUUUCGGGUGUGAAUUUAGAGCUUGUUAGGGAGUUGAUAAAGCGAGGGAUUGUUUUAGCGGCAAUGGUUUGUGGGGUUUUGGUUUUUGGGUGUAAGAGAGUGUUUGCAAUGGAAGGUGCGGCGAAUGCUGGUUAUGGGGUUAUUGGGCAGAGCAUUUUGUUAUUGAGGAAUGCAUGGCCGAAGACAUUACAGGUUCUUCAGGUUUUCAAAGAGCAGGGUCUUAUUCUGGCCGCCCUUUUGGGACUCUCGGCGUUCUUCUCCAUGGCAGAGACUUCAAUCACCACACUUUGGCCUUGGAAGGUGCGUGAAUUGGCUGAAAAGGAUUCUGAGAAUGGCGUCUUUAGAACACUUCACAGUGAUGUUACCCGGUUUCUAACUACUAUACUUAUUGGCACAACUGUUGUCAAUAUUGGAGCAACUGCCUUAGUCACAGAAGCUGCAACGACAUUAUUCGGUGAAGCUGGUGUUAGUGCAGCAACUGGAGUAAUGACUGUAGCCAUUUUGCUCCUCACAGAAAUCACUCCAAAAAGUAUAGCUGUUCACAAUGCCACUGAGGUUGCUAGGUUUGUGGUCAGACCAGUGGCAUGGCUUUCCUUGGUAUUAUAUCCUGUGGGAAGAGUUGUUACAUAUUUAUCUAUGGGGAUGCUUAAACUCCUUGGUUUAAAAGGAAAAAGUGAACCAUAUGUAACUGAAGAUGAGUUGAAACUGAUGUUGCGAGGGGCUGAAUUGAGUGGAGCAAUAGAGGAGGAAGAACAGGAUAUGAUUGAAAAUGUGUUGGAGAUUAAAGACACCCAUGUUAGAGAGGUGAUGACGCCUCUUGUAGAUGUAGUUGCAAUUGAUACCAGUGCUACGCUUGUAGAUUUUCAUACCUUGUGGGUGACACACCAAUAUUCAAGAGUGCCUGUUUUUGAGCAGCGUGUUGAUAACAUAGUGGGUAUUGCAUAUGCAAUGGAUCUGCUGGAUUAUGCUCAGAAGGGUGAGCUACUAGAAAGUACUACUGUUGGAGAUAUGGCUCACAAACCUGCAUACUUUGUUCCUGAUUCGAUGUCAGUCUGGAAUCUUCUUAGAGAGUUCCGAAUCAGGAAAGUUCACAUGGCUGUUGUCCUAAAUGAAUAUGGUGGAACUGUGGGAAUUGUGACCCUGGAAGACGUUGUAGAGGAGAUUGUUGGUGAAAUCUUUGAUGAAAAUGAUUCAAAUGAGGAGAUUCAGAAAAAAACAGGCUACAUAGUAAUGCGAGCUGAGGGAGUGUUUGAUGUGGAUGCAAACACUUCUAUUGAUCAGCUUUCUGAAGAUUUAAACAUCAAAAUGCCUGAGGGUCAUCAAUAUGAGACAGUGUCAGGUUUUAUAUGUGAAGCAUUUGGAUAUAUCCCACGGACGGGUGAGAGCAUCAAAGUGGUCCUUGAAAAGGCAAAUCAAGAAGAGAACCAUGAGUCCAAAUCUGACCACCAGGAUCAGAAGGAAAAGGAUCAUAUAUUUAAACUUGAGAUACUUGCAGGAAAUGCCAGAAAGGUCAGUGCGGUUCGAUUUGAACGGAUCGACAAUGAUGAAACAAUGUUGGAGACCAAAGAGUUGACUCGCUUGUUUCCCAAAAUCAUGAAGAGGAAAUGGAACAGUGGUGAGGACUCUGAUAGUACAGAAUAUGAUGAUGAUUUAUCUCCAAGGAGACCAGAGGAUGGCCUCUCUAUUGAACAUGAAAAUAAUCAUGAUAGUCAUGGUAGCAAUUAGUUACAUUGCUGUUUGUAUUUUUCAUUCUUACAGCACCAUGGAAGAGGUAAAAGAUCAAGAACAAAGUAACAAAAAGUAGAAUUAGCAAUGAACUAAAAUUUGUAAAAUUUUCACAGAUGAAGAGAAGUGUCAACAUCUGAAUCAUCAAAAUCAUUUUUUCUAUCCA
This is a messenger RNA of Quercus robur (English oak), 2638 nucleotides long. RefSeq names its product DUF21 domain-containing protein At1g55930, chloroplastic-like. Gene Ontology annotation, molecular function: flavin adenine dinucleotide binding. The record is from RefSeq and is a predicted model, not a curated record. Lineage: Eukaryota; Viridiplantae; Streptophyta; Magnoliopsida; Fagales; Fagaceae. The transcript has 14 exons. Bases 463 to 2472 code for a protein of 669 amino acids.